AUGGCUGUAGAGGUACAUUCAAAACAUGUUUGUCAUCUGCACUGCGGCGAACUUCGAGGUCAUAUUGCCAUUGAGACGUGGCUGAAUCCAAGUCUUCAAUUCAAACCAUAUUGGGUUGUAGUAAUCAGACUUGAAAAGGUCAGUAGCGCGGGCUGUGCCUUCGGCAGUGAUCAGGAAGACGGACUAGAUCAACGUAGUAACGAGAAACGUCCUUCGAGAAUGUCAUACGCUAUGGACAUGAAAUGGUUUCCGUAUUCGAGAUCAGCUUAA
Messenger RNA from Plasmopara halstedii, 270 nucleotides. RefSeq lists its product as uncharacterized. Lineage: Eukaryota; Oomycota; Peronosporomycetes; Peronosporales; Peronosporaceae. The coding region runs from base 1 to 270 and encodes 89 amino acids. The transcript has 2 exons. The record is from RefSeq and is a predicted model, not a curated record.